AUGCAUCUGACUACAGAGGAGAAGACAGAGCUGGGACUCAAGGAGCAGGGGACAGUCAAUCCUGCAUUUGGGGUAAAAAGUGAUGAACAGCCACAACUGACAGUUGACAUUGGGGAAUCACACACAGAGGAGAAUCUGGAGGAGACGGUGGACAAAAGUGUCGACCUGGUUUACGCCCUGAAUGACAGACCUCCAUGGUACCUCUGCAUUCUGCUCGGCUUCCAGCAUUAUAUCCUUGCUUUCGGUGGCAUCAUUGCAGUCCCACUGAUCCUGGCUGAACCACUCUGCAUAAAGGACAACAAUGUUGCCAAAAGCCAGCUCAUCUCCACUAUAUUCUUUGUGUCAGGAUUAUGUACGCUGCUGCAGACGGCUGUUGGAACCAGGUUACCGAUCCUCCAGGGUGGGACCUUCAGUUUCAUCACUCCAACCCUGGCCAUCCUUGCUCUGCCCAAGUGGCAGUGUCCAGCUCCGAAAUCACCUGUCAUGCUGUCCAUGCAGCUGCAAAAUAGCACCAGCUCAUUGCAAACGGAAAAUUCUGACGAGAUCUGGAUGUCUCGAAUGCGUGAGAUCCAAGGAGCCAUCCUGGUGGCCUCUCUGCUUCAGAUCGUCCUGGGCUUCUCUGGGCUGGUGGGCCUUGUGCUCAGAUUUAUCGGCCCUUUGGCUAUCGCUCCCACCAUCAAUCUAAUUGGUCUGUCACUGUUCAUUGAAGCUGGAAAGAAGUCAGGAGGUCACUGGGGAAUUGCUGCUCUCACGGUCUCUCUGAUCCUCCUGUUCUCCCAAUAUCUCAGCAAAGUCAACGUUCCAAUGAUUGCUUACAAGGACAAGAAGUGGAAGGUUUUCCAGUAUCCGCUCUUCAAGCUCUUUUCUGCUUUGUUCGGGAUGUGUGGUGGCUGGUUGGUCUGCUUUCUACUGACCAUCUUUGACGUCCUGCCUUCAAAGUCUGAUCAGUAUGGCUUCUCAGCCAGGACGGACAUCAGCCUGGAUGCUGUAAAAAACUCCCCAUGGUUUCAUGUUCCUUACCCAGGUCAGUGGGGCUUACCCACAGUGAGCUUGUCUUCAGUGCUGGGUAUGAUGGCAGGUGUCUUGGCAUCUACCAUGGAAUCCAUUGGUGACUACUAUGCAUGUGCUCGUUUGUCUGGUGCUCCGCCACCACCCACUCAUGCCAUCAACAGAGGUAUCGCUGUGGAGGGCAUUGGCUGCAUCCUGGCUGCGCUGUGGGGGACUGGAAAUGGCACCACCUCCUACAGCCAGAACAUUGCUGCACUUGGCAUUACCAAGGUUGGCAGCAGACUGGUCCUCCAGACAACUGGAAUCCUGAUGAUUGUAUUGGGGAUCUUUGGGAAGUUUGGAGCAGUUUUCAUCACCAUACCAGACCCAGUCAUCGGAGGCAUGUUCCUUGUUAUGUUUGGAAUGAUUGCAGCAGUGGGUAUAUCCAAUCUCCAGUAUGUUGAUCUUAACUCUUCCCGUAACCUCCUCAUCCUCGGCUUCUCUACCUUCAGCGGCCUUGUCUUACCUACGUGGUUUCACUCCAAUCCCGGCAUCAUUGACACAGGAAUAAAAGAGCUGGACCAAGUGAUCGUUGUGCUCUUUACCACACAUAUGUUCAUUGGUGGAUUUUUUGGGUUCAUCCUGGAUAACACCAUUCCAGGCACUGACAAAGAGAGAGGGAUCAAGAACUGGCAGGACAAGGUGCAAGGGGAAAGCAAAUUCACAUGUGACCAGUCAUGCUAUGACAUCCCUUUCUGUACCCGCAUUUUCAAAAGGUUUAGGUGUUUCCAGUACCUGCCCUUCCUCCCUUCUUACAACACCAGUCAGGACGGGACAUCCAAGUAA
This is a messenger RNA of Stegastes partitus (bicolor damselfish), 1833 nucleotides long. Its product is annotated as solute carrier family 23 member 2. The coding region runs from base 1 to 1833 and encodes 610 amino acids. NCBI's taxonomy places the organism in Eukaryota, Metazoa, Chordata, Actinopteri, Pomacentridae. The transcript has 12 exons. Gene Ontology annotation, molecular function: transmembrane transporter activity. Gene Ontology annotation, biological process: transmembrane transport. The record is from RefSeq and is a predicted model, not a curated record. Gene Ontology annotation, cellular component: membrane.